AUGUCAAGGGCACAAUUAACCGUUUUAAUAUACUUCAUAGUCUCCCAUGGGUUAUGCGAAAGUAUUCAAACCAUAGACGUUGGUAGGCCAGUUGAUCCAAAUGUAUUCGGAAUCUAUGAGAAUGUCAAGAAUGGAAGAUAUUACACUAUAAGCUACACUACGCAUAGUAACUACGUUAUUAUGAGAGUGAUAGAUGAAGGUGUGAUAAUAUGGCAGAGCUCUGAAGGGGAUACAAUUAGUGAUUUUUAUUUCGACUCAAAAUACGUUACUCCAAAUUUUUUUCAGAUUCUUGUAGUUGGUCGUGCAGGAGCAUACACCCUUAACUUUGUCAAGGCUCUAGAUAAGUGGGAAAUGGUUGAUGGUCAAUACGAUGUUUCAGAGAUUUUCAAGAAUCCAUCGGAUUACACCCUGAAUAUCCUUGCCCUUGAUAGCAACAUCGCAAAGGUCAAAAUGGAAGCUCUUGUCUCUGUUCACAAACAGGAGAAGGAUAUUUCUGUAGAACUAACUUAUAGGUCAACUGAAGGAGUUAAUUCCUCUUCUCACCAGAAUAAAGAUGAUGUCUUCACAAUACCCGUAGAUUUCUACCAUUUAAGCCCUGCAGUAAAUGUUAUAAAAGUGUACCAUGGUCAAGUGCCAAUUUGGGAACACGAGGGAACUGAGAUUUGUACCUCGGUAAAGAUUUUCCAUUUACAGUCCUGCAUGCCCGUUGUUUUACGCAUAGAAGAUGUGAACAUUCUGAAGUACGAGUAUAGGCUUCAAGAGGAUGGCAAAUACGGCGCAAUCACAGAGGAAGAUUUUAUUGAACUAAUCAAGAAAGAGUUUAGAGGUAAGGUUUCAUUAAAUGCCAAUAAUGGAAAUGCAGAAAUGUAUAACGCUAAAAAUGGGAAUGAAGAUGGCUCAAAAACCUCUGGAUUCAGACAGCCUACAUUUAUUUUUCUCACAAUGUUAUCGAUUCUCUGCAUUAAAUGA
This is a messenger RNA of Theileria equi strain WA, 969 nucleotides long. Its product is annotated as signal peptide-containing protein. The coding region runs from base 1 to 969 and encodes 322 amino acids. The transcript has a single exon. The record is from RefSeq and is a predicted model, not a curated record. NCBI's taxonomy places the organism in Eukaryota, Apicomplexa, Aconoidasida, Piroplasmida, Theileriidae.